AUGGCCUUCACGGAGCUGCUGGAGCGAGUGGGCGGCCUGGGCAGGUUCCAGGUGCUGCAGAUGGCGGCCCUGGUGGUGCCCAUCAUGUGGCUCACCGUGCAUAACAUGAUAGAGAACUUCUCGGGCGCCGUGCCCGCCCACCGCUGCUGGGUGCCGCUGCUGGACAACAGCUCGGCCACCCCCGGCGCCAGGGACCCCGAGGCCCUCCUGGCCGUCUCCAUCCCCCCGGGCCCUGCCCAGGGGCCCCAUCCGUGCCGCCGCUUCCGCCAGCCCCAGUGGCAGCUCCUGGGCGCUAAUGUCACGGCCACCAACUGGAGCGAGGCGGCCACGGAGCCGUGCGUGGACGGCUGGGUGUAUGACCGCAGCACCUUCACCUCCACCAUCGUGGCACAGUGGGACCUGGUGUGUGACUCUCAGGCCCUGCGGUCCAUGUCCCAGUCCAUCUACCUGUCAGGGAUCCUGGUGGGCGCCGCCAUGUGUGGCCAGGCCGCUGACAGGUUUGGACGCAAACUGAUGCUGACCUGGAACUACCUGCAGGUGGCCGUCGCUGGCACCGUGGCCGCCUUCGCCCCCACCUUCCCCGUGUACUGCCUCUUCCGCUUCUUGGUGGCCUUCGCCGUGGCGGGCGUCAUGAUGAACACGGGCACGCUGCUGAUGGAGUGGACCUCGGCCCGCGUCUUGGCCAUGACAUUGAACGCCCUGGGGUUCAGCUUCGGCCAGGUCCUCACCGGCGCUCUGGCCUACGGGGUGCGCGACUGGGCGUGGCUGCAGCUGGUGGCCUCCAUCCCCUUCUUCCUCUGCUUCCUGUACUCGUGGUGGCUGGCAGAGUCGGCGCGGUGGCUGCUUAUCACGGGCAAACUGGAGCGUGGCCUGCAGGAGCUGCGCCGAGUGGCCGCCUUCAACGGGAAGGGGGGCACGGGGAGCGCGCUGACCAUCGAGGUCCUGCUCACGGCCAUGCGGGAGGAGCUGAGUGCGGCCCGGGAUCCCGCCAGCCUGGGCACGCUGCUCCGCACGCCGGGACUGCGCCUGCGCGCCUGCAUCUCCACACUGUGCUGGUUCGCCUUUGGCUUCUCCUUCUACGGGCUGGCCCUGGACCUGCAGGCGCUGGGCAGCAACAUCUUCCUGCUCCAGGGCCUGCUCGGGGCGGCCGACGUCCCCGGCAAGAUGCUCACUUUACUGCUGCUGGCCAGGGCUGGCCGCAGGCCCACGCAGGUGGCCGCGCUGGUGCUGGCGGGGCUGUGCAUCCUCGCCAACACGCUGGUGCCCCUGGAGCUGGGGGUCCUGCGCUCAGCCCUGGCCCUGCUGGGGCUGGUAAGCCUGGGGUCCACGUUCACCAGCGUCAGCAUCUACAGCGGGGAGCUCUUCCCCACCGUGCUCAGGAUGACCGCCGUGGGCCUGGGGCAGAUGGCCGCCCGCGCCGGGGCCAUCCUCGGGCCCUUGGUCCGGAUGCUGGGCACCAUCAGUUUGGCGCUGCCGCUGCUGGCCUACGGGGCUGUGCCCCUGCUGAGUGGCCUGGCCGCGGUGCUGCUGCCCGAGACCCGGGGCCUGCCUCUGCCCGACACCCUCCAGGACGUCCAGUGA
Molecule: messenger RNA, 1581 nt
Organism: Sorex araneus (European shrew)
Lineage: Eukaryota; Metazoa; Chordata; Mammalia; Eulipotyphla; Soricidae
Gene: SLC22A12
Product: solute carrier family 22 member 12
Exons: 9
Coding region: 1-1581 (526 amino acids)
Biological process (GO): transmembrane transport
Cellular component (GO): membrane
Molecular function (GO): transmembrane transporter activity
Source: RefSeq, a predicted model, not a curated record